Pseudophryne corroboree (corroboree frog) is the source of this 708-nucleotide messenger RNA. RefSeq names its product homeobox protein siamois-like. The transcript has 3 exons. The coding region runs from base 1 to 708 and encodes 235 amino acids. Lineage: Eukaryota; Metazoa; Chordata; Amphibia; Anura; Myobatrachidae. The record is from RefSeq and is a predicted model, not a curated record. Gene Ontology annotation, molecular function: RNA polymerase II transcription regulatory region sequence-specific DNA binding; DNA-binding transcription factor activity, RNA polymerase II-specific. Gene Ontology annotation, cellular component: nucleus. Gene Ontology annotation, biological process: regulation of transcription by RNA polymerase II.
AUGGACUCUGAGCUGGACCAUGUAAUCUACACAGUGCUCUCUCUGGAAGAAGAGUAUUCAGCAUUGUCUCUUCCCCCGAGGAACCAAGAGAAUGCCAUCCACACAUCUCCUCACCCUAUCUCAGAUGUGAAGACCCACAACGAUCUUCCGAACUCAGAUCUUCAGCAAGCUCUACUAGAACUUUAUACUCUCCUAGGAAAUCAGGACGAAGCACAUACCAGCAAAUUGAGGGACUCAAGGGAGCCAACAGUUAUGUUACCAUCAUCCAAGGGUGCCAGAGAACGCCUUCCCACCAGUCAUCCACCAUUAAAAGGAAAAUUAUGUGAAGAAGACAAUAAAGUGUGUAAGAAAGCAGGAGUUGAGAAUGAGAAUUCUAAGACAACCACCUCAGCCAACAGGUGUAGAAAGAGGACGAUGUACAACAAGGAACAGACCAACUUCCUCCUCAAUCAGUUUCAUUGUGACCCAUAUCCAGACUUUGAGAGAAGGUGCCAGAUUUCCAGGAUAACAGGGAUUUCAGAACCUAGAAUACAGGUCUGGUUCCAGAACAGAAGAGCGAGGCAUCUUUUGCAAACCAGCAAAUCCCAGCAUCCUCAACGCAGGAAAUCCUCAUCUACUGAAGGGGUCAGGAAAAUUUAUAAUGAAAAUCCCCAAAUGUGCAAUUCUGUGGAGGAGUUGAGCCCUCAGAAGACAUGUGGAUGGUUUUAA